Molecule: messenger RNA, 1308 nt
Organism: Chionomys nivalis (European snow vole)
Lineage: Eukaryota; Metazoa; Chordata; Mammalia; Rodentia; Cricetidae
Gene: Prss48
Product: serine protease 48
Exons: 8
Coding region: 1-1308 (435 amino acids)
Biological process (GO): proteolysis
Molecular function (GO): serine-type endopeptidase activity
Source: RefSeq, a predicted model, not a curated record
AUGGUGUCUGCACAAGCCUUUACUCCAGACAAAUCAGAGACAUGCCCAGAGCCCAAGGAUCGUGGCAGGACAAGGAGAAACUACUGGAUCUCCAGACACAACUCAGGCAAACGCCAGAUCCUGGAAAGAGACUGGGUGAAAGUGGAGCGCCUGGCUGGCAUGUUCCAGCCCCCGCAGCACAAGGGGUCGCCCCCGCAUUGCUCCAGGGAUUCACCUGCUGGGGCCAUGAGGGAAAGGAAAAAACAAACAGAAAAGCUGGGGUUGUGUGGGCUGAGCUCUCUGAUGAAGCGCAGCAUUACCCCAGAAGCUCAGCACGUUUGUUAUACACUGCUGAACGAGAAGGUGGGUGGGGUCGUUAAAGAGGAUGGCUUCGUGGAAAUGAGCAAGUUAGAGGAGACCCAGGCCCUGGAAAACCGCAUUUCAGGGUCUUGCCCAUAUUGUUUUACCAAAAAGAAAACUUUGCAAUCAGUGUGUGGACGACCUGUAUACUCUGGACGCAUUGUGGGUGGCCAACCUGCUGCUUUGGGGCGCUGGCCUUGGCAGGUCAACCUGCAGUAUGACCAGACUCACAUCUGUGGAGGUUCCCUCGUCAGCGAGCGCUGGGUACUGACAGCAGCACACUGCAUAAAAAAGAAACAGUUUAUUUUUUUAUACAGUGUACGGCUUGGAUCCAUUGAAGUAAACCACUCAAGUAAAGGCAAGGAAUACUAUGUGUCCAAAAUCAUCACCUACCCCAAAGACAAUGGUGUAAACAGAGAUAUUGCCCUGCUGAGACUGUCAUCUAAGGUCACCUUCACGGCUCUCAUUCUACCCAUUUGCUUGCCCAGUGUCUCAAAGCAGCAGCUUCCUCUGCCAGCUUCUUGCUGGGUGACUGGAUGGGGACUGACUCAGGAAGGUCUUUACCCCUCUACCCUUCACGAAGUUGAAGUACCCCUCAUUAGCAAUGAGGAGUGUAAACAACUGUACAACCCAAUCGGCAUUUUCAUCCCAGAACUGGAGUCCAUCAUCAAGGAGGACGAAUUUUGUGCUGGCGAUAUUCAGACAAAUAAGGACAGUUGCAAGGGUGACUCCGGAGGACCUCUGUCUUGCCACAUUGAUGGUGUCUGGAUCCUGAUGGGUGUGGUAAGCUGGGGUUUGGAAUGUGGCAAAAAUCUUCCUGGAGUCUAUGUUAACGUGACCUACUACCAAAAAUGGAUCAAAGCCAUUAUCUCGAGAGCACGGGGUUCCGGUGGUGACUGUACUUAUGUGAUUUCUUGUUCCCUGCUGUACUACUUCCUCUGGCUCUCCUGGGAUCCCCCUGAACCUUGA